Aedes aegypti (yellow fever mosquito) is the source of this 4016-nucleotide messenger RNA. Its product is annotated as Down syndrome cell adhesion molecule. Gene Ontology annotation, biological process: synapse organization. Lineage: Eukaryota; Metazoa; Arthropoda; Insecta; Diptera; Culicidae. Gene Ontology annotation, cellular component: neuron projection membrane. The coding region runs from base 1096 to 1938 and encodes 280 amino acids. The record is from RefSeq and is a predicted model, not a curated record. The transcript has 9 exons.
UUCCGUUGGAAAACGAUUGAUUAGUUUCGACUGUGAACUGCUACCGGACGGACACGUGCGCGGCUUAUCGUCCUUCUCGAGCUAGAGCUAAGCGGAUUGGGAUUUAGUUUCUGUUCUGAGUGUUCCUCCUGUUAACUGUAGAGCUGGUCCUGAGGGGUGUGCAAUUGCCUUUCGAGUGUUGUGUCGGUCGAUGGAGGACUAUUAAGGUUAAUUUUAUGCACAUUCCGGACUGUCCUGGUGACGGGUGGUGAUUUCCGUGCUGAAAAGCACAAAGCACUAGAGCACUUUUCCAUAAUCAUACAUCAACUGGGGAACUGCCUUUCUUUUGCCUUCGAGUCAACUACUGCCAGUUGGCUCCGCAUGAUAAAAGUGAAAUAUUUAUACCAACAGGAAGACAACUUCGGAACGACGACGCUGUGGGUCAAUGUGAGAAGAAUAUAUAAGUGAAAAGGGAAACCCCCGAUGAAAAUACAUAGUACAGCAUAAGGAAAAAAAGUAUAGCACGCAGGUAAAAAGUGAAAUGUAUGGAAGAUAUAGAAGAGCCCACAAAAAGUAUGACUGUGAAUAAUCCAACAGUAAACGGGGAAAGCAAAAACUGCCCGUAAGGCUUCCACAUCCUCGUUUUUGUCCCGUUCUGGUUCCAGCAGUGCCCAAUGUGGAAGCUCAUUUGAAUUAUGAAGUUCGUUCGUGACCAUCACCGAAGUCAAACAUGAUUCCAGUGGGUGUGUGACAAUGACGCAAGCAUCCUGAAGCUAAUCGGUUUGAGUAGAGCACCAAUUACGUUUGUCAGUGUUUUUUUUUCGAGCGCUUUCGAAAGCACAAUCAUAAUUAAUUGAAAACUGUUUCAAUGGAAGAAAAAAACUGCUCUCACGCAGCACAGAGCAAGGAAGUGCAAUGAAAAUGUAUGCAUUAAAACGGCACAGUGCAAGUACGUAGUGGGAAGCCUGGAUACUCUCCGGGAAAUGCAACUAUUCAAACAAUCGUCGAUGUACACAAAAUGGUGACUAUCCAGCGAGAACGAAUCCAACGGCAACGACGAAUCGUCAGCAAAACUCACUUCUAACCGGGGACCGUUUGCAGUGCUACUUCACUACUAUGAACACGAAGCUGAGACUAAUUGCAUCGUUGAUUAACUUCUUCGUCAUUGCAGUGGCAGAUACCCUUAGCCCCGACCUCCAAAUGUACUGGGAGAACAACAUGGUGCAUCCGUACUUCGACAAUACCACCAAACGAGACGUGACUGCCAUUGCCGGGCAGACCUGUCAAUUGCACUGUCGAGUCAAAAGUCUGGGAGACCGAGCGGUAUCCUGGAUUCGGAAACGAGAUCUACAUAUCCUAACCGUUGGAAUACUGACGUACACCAACGACCAGCGCUUCCAGUCGCUCCAUACCGAAGGCAGUGACGAGUGGACGUUACGGAUAACGUCUCCCCAGGCACGGGACUCUGGCGUCUACGAGUGCCAAGUAUCGACUGAGCCGAAAAUUAGUCAAGCCUUUCGGUUAAACGUAGUCGUGUCGAAAGCCAAGAUCCUAGGAAAUGCGGAAUUGUUCGUAAAGAGUGGUAGCGACAUUAAUUUAACGUGCGUCGCCCUGCAGUCACCGCAGCCGCCUUCUUUUAUCUACUGGUACAAGGGCGGCCGGGUGAUCAAUUAUUCGCAAAGGGGUGGCAUCAGUGUGCUGACCGAGCAGCAAACUCGAACGAGCCGGUUGGUCAUUGCACGUGCAUCCCCGUCGGACUCGGGAAACUACACUUGCUCGCCAAGUAAUUCCGAUUCUGCCAGCGUUGUGGUGCACGUCAUCAAAGGAGAGCACCCAGCUGCUAUGCAGCAUGGUGUAAAUCACGCAGAAAGGGUGCAUAAAUCAGAUCAGAUCAUCGCAGUGCUCGUUAUAUCGCUGUUCUGCAUUCAGCUGCUGGGCAAUGGGUUUCCCAACAGAUAAGGCCAAUCAUAAGGGGAUGCGAAACACGAGCCCGCUUCAGUUGACUGUUUUUUUCCUCUCUCGCUUAGUAUAAAUAUGUACCAUAAACAGCAAAACCAUCUUCGCAUAGAGGCAUCUAGAACCAGGAAAGGGCAGAACACCAAACAUCCAACUAGCAACAUCCCCAACGACAGCCACCGCCACCCCCAACCACAGCACCAUUUGAUCUUUCAUGCCGUCACACCGUCAGAGCAAGCAGCACACGAAUAUAGGCGUAAGAAGCCAUCAGACCUAGGAGGGGGUUUCCAAUGCUCAUACAAAGCAAUUGCCCUUCCCCACAGUCCACAGCAAACGAAGCUUCCCAACCACGAAGGAAAUGAUCAAGCGAGAAACGGGCAUAACUCCGGCCACUGCAGAAGGCAGGAACUCUCUGCGACAAAGGACAAGCUUUGUCGCCCAAUGGAGCUUUGUUUUUCCCGUUUUCAAAAAUAGCACCACCAAAGCUCUGCCAUCACAUCCAUAUCGCAUCAGUGGCAGCCCUCGGCAAAUGAGUACGAUUUCCACACGUGCCAGCCUCAACAGCAGCAGCAGCAGCAGAAGUCAGGACCGAAAGCAUUGCCUUCGGAAGAGAAACGACGAGCCUAGGGUAUGUAACAGCACAACCGAGGCAAGGCAGAGCAACAAACAUCGAGGAAAAGCAUUUUAUAAUGAUGGAUGGUGACAAGUACCUCCGUUGCGCGAGGCGAAAGAAAAACCGAAAAGAUUCCCACAACGUGUGCUUCGCGAAGUGCUCACGAUACUUGUGCAUAUUGCUCUCUAUAUAAGUUUAGGUAGUAACAAAGACCUGCACCGGAAUUUGUUAGGUUGGAAUGUGUGAGUUGGGCAUUGUAGGGUGUGGUCUAAAUCCCAAAAUAUUUCGAAGUACAAAUUCAGAACAACAAAAUGGGAGAUGAGCUUCGGUCUCAAGGCAUCCAGUACAAAACAAAUAUUUCGUUAAGGUUUAAAGGUGCCGCAAAGACCGUAAGUGCAGUUUUACACGUUUCCUCAGUUUUACCUAAUAUAAUACCAGUUACAAAUUCCCACCCUAUUUUCCCGUUUUCUUCUGUCUUGUGUGCGCUUUCUAUUCAUAUUAUCAUUCUGGUUUAUAGUAGUAAGUCAGCGUAACCUAAGCAAAUCGCAAUGUUAGAAGUUGUUUCGUUAAAUAUCGGAGACUUCAUUAAAUAAUUAAAACUACACAUAUACCCUUUACACCACAUCUAAACCUUUAACAAAAUAUUUUUUUUAUAAUAUGAUAUUUUGAGACCAAUGAUUAUUUUCCACUUUGCCAAAAGAUGUUGGGAAAUAAGCCCCACCCUAGUGCAGCAAGGAAACAGAAAGGCCGAAGAACCGAUACAUCAAAGUGGAAAAGUUUUCCCUCCCGGACACCGGGCUAUUUUGAGGGUGUUCAUGAUUGCUUGCUGUAUGCGGUUCUCUCCGUUGUUGGUGGAAGCAAUGACGUGUGAUAUUUGGUCCACCACCGACGAUCCUUUGCUGGACGGCUCUCCUUAGUCCUCCUGCUCCAGGUCGUUGGUAUAUUGCGUCAAAAAUUGCUGUUGUCAUGACAAGGACAAUCAACUUCCAUCAUGGUUUGGGUCUUGUGUUCAGAUUCCUAUCGCAAAUUAGGAGGAAAUACCUUUCUUUCAAAAUGUAAAAGACCCUCAAUGAACAUGUUUAUUCGCUGGGUGGCCCUGACGGGGCGAAUUUCUUUUGGAGUUCAUUUUUGCGGGGAAAAAUGGUCGCUAGCUGCGAAGUGAUCAACGAAAGGCCGAAUAAUGAACUUUAAAUUUUAGAGCGAAGUAUAUUACAAAAUUGGAUCGAUAUUGGAUUUUUUGUGCAUCAUCAUAUUGAGGUGAGAAUGUACUGGAAUCGUCUUCUGUCUUUACUGACUUCAGUCUGUUACUGACAUGGUUCUGGUCCAAUACUUUCAAAGGAUCAAAGAUAAAUGUUUGUUUGAUGAGCUGGGCUAGAAAAUUGGACAUUCAUUAUUAUUGCAGUGUUCCGUCAAAUAAUGUCCUAAAAUUAAUCGUUUUUAUUGUCAUGAUAAAAUCUUUAUUUUAUUA